This is a messenger RNA of Chelonus insularis, 1360 nucleotides long. RefSeq names its product aldo-keto reductase family 1 member A1-like. The record is from RefSeq and is a predicted model, not a curated record. NCBI's taxonomy places the organism in Eukaryota, Metazoa, Arthropoda, Insecta, Hymenoptera, Braconidae. The transcript is spliced from 6 exons. Gene Ontology annotation, molecular function: aldose reductase (NADPH) activity. Gene Ontology annotation, cellular component: cytosol. Bases 177 to 1130 code for a protein of 317 amino acids.
AUUCCUUAUUACAUCCAAGUACUUCGUAGUAUUUGUACAAAUUCUGCUCAAGUGCCAUUUUCUGUAAAACACUUGUUUCAGUUGUUGCACAUUUUAUCGAAAUACACUAAAACAAAUCACAUUAAUUAUUUAUUUUUUUAUAUAUCGAUAUCGGGAAGGCAUUUUUAAAAAGAAUAAUGGCUCAAUCAGUACCAAUGGUGACACUUUCCAAUGGAAAUAAAAUUCCAAUGAUUGGAUUAGGUACAUGGAAAGCAGGUGUUGGUACAACUUGUCAAAUUGUUAAAGAGGCUAUAGAUUGUGGAUAUCGUCAUUUUGAUUGUGCUCUUGUCUACGAAAAUGAAGCUGAAGUCGGUCAAGCUAUUAAAGAAAAAAUUAAAGAAGGAGUUGUAAAAAGAGAAGAUAUUUUCAUUACAAGCAAGCUAUGGAAUACAUAUCAUAAGUUUGAAUCAGUUGAGCGUGGGAUCAGGAAAAGUUUGGCGAACUUUGGCCUUGAUUACUUGGAUCUUUAUUUAGUUCAUUGGCCAAUGGCAUUUGAGGAUGGCGAUGAAUUGUUUCCUGAGAACCCUGACGGCUCUCGUAAAGUUAGUGAUACUGAUUAUUUAGAGGCUUGGAGAGGAAUGGAGGGAGUUUAUGAGAAAGGUUUGGCAAAGAACAUUGGAAUAAGUAAUUUUAAUUCUGAACAAAUUACUCGGCUAAUAAAUAAUUGCAAAAUAAAACCUGUCGUCAAUCAAGUUGAAUGCCAUCCUUAUUUGACUCAGAAAAAAUUAUCUGAAUUUUGUAAAGAGAGAGGUAUCACCAUUACCGCUUACAGUCCUUUAGGAUCGCCAAACCGUCCAUGGGCUAAACCUGAUGAGCCAAAAUUGUUGGAAGAUAAAAAGUUGAUCGAAAUUGCUAAAAAAUAUAAUAAAUCACCAGCACAAAUUGUCAUUCGUUAUCAAAUUGAUCGUGGCCAUGUAGUGAUUCCAAAAACAGCAACAAAAUCACGUCUCAUUGAAAACUUCAAUGUAUUUGACUUUAAAUUGAGUCCAGAAGAUAUAACUUAUAUUGAUAGUUUUGAUGUGGGUGGAAGAUUUGUUGCAUUACUUGACCGUGCUGGAAGCCCAAACUACCCAUUUAAUAUUCCAUACUGAGAUGAUUAAUCAUGAUUGACAUUGAGAUUUAUUGUUAUUGUGGUAGUAGAAAUAAAGUAGAGAGCGAAUUUUUUUUAUUGAUGUAUAAAGAAUAUAAGAAAUGAACUUUAUGAAGAAAUGUAAGUAUGUUCCAACAUCAGCAUGAUUUGAUACUAUUGUACAUUUCACGAAACAAAAUUUUAUAUUCCAUGAUAAUUUUUUAACAAUAAAACACAAUAAAUAUCAAAAAA